AUGUUCUCACCUCAGCGGUCGGAGAACAUCGACUCGCAAACGGAGGAGCGGGCGAAGGAGCCCCUUCAAGUCGAAACUCACGCCUGCAAGCACCCGAGAGCGGUGUCCGACGCCCUGCUGCCCAUCCACGCGUUCUCAUCCAAUCCAGUGUUCGACCUUGAUGGCUCUGUUCUAUGGGAGAUCGUCCUUCCCAUUCAACGUACCAUGUAUGAAUACGUCAGGAAGCAGGACCGGGCUUCGUACGAGCCGGUGGACGCUUGCAAGGAGGACAAAGCAUUCCCUCUAUAUUUCGCUCCGAUAAUGGUGGCCCGACCUCUGUACAACCUUCCGACGUCGCUUGGUCACACGGGCAACUGGCCUCAAGUGCUGGGAGUUUGGUAUGGGCUCAUCGGCCCAUCUGAACUUCCCGGGUUAGAGCGCCUCCAAUCGCUUGCUCCCACCCUCAAUCUUAUCGGGCUGUCCGAUCCUACGCGCCUCGAGCUUCUGAUCCAGAACCUGGAGCGCGCUCUCAAUAUCCCCACUGGUCCCGUCAUGUCGCUCGACACUGCCCUGCCAUCCUCUGCCAACCUUCCGCCGGUGUACUUUUAUGGCCAUCUCGAAUCCGACCGGGGUUCACAGGUUCCUGGCGUGCGAGGCGUCGCGCGCCUAACGUCCGACGCACCACCCCAGAUCCGCUAUACCAUCAUCAUUCGCAAAAGCGGGCAGGAUAUUGUGCGCUUUGAGGGCGUUCAGGUUGGUGGCCUGGGGUCACGUCGAGGUAUCUUGGGGGUUGCGCGUGAGCUCAAUCCAGAAGAAUUUGUCCCCCGCGCAAUCUUUGUCAAGCAGAACUUCUGGCAGCCGUGUUGGUUCGUUAAGAAGCAGCGAAGUUGA
Cutaneotrichosporon oleaginosum is the source of this 870-nucleotide messenger RNA. RefSeq lists its product as uncharacterized. NCBI's taxonomy places the organism in Eukaryota, Fungi, Basidiomycota, Tremellomycetes, Trichosporonales, Trichosporonaceae. The record is from RefSeq and is a predicted model, not a curated record.